This is a messenger RNA of Parasteatoda tepidariorum (common house spider), 1702 nucleotides long. Its product is annotated as proliferation-associated protein 2G4. The record is from RefSeq and is a predicted model, not a curated record. Lineage: Eukaryota; Metazoa; Arthropoda; Arachnida; Araneae; Theridiidae.
GCCUUGCACCUAUGUUUCUGCUUGAUACUUUUCAACUUCUUCAAUGGCAUUUGUGUUUUGAAAUUUGUGAAUCGUGUUGAAAACUUGAAAAUGGCGGACAAAGAUGAGACCGGAGAGCCAACUAUCGCUCAAGACUUGGUUGUUACCAAGUAUAAAAUGGCCGCAGAAAUGGUUAAUAGAGUAUUAAACCUAUUAAUAGAAAAAUGUCACCCCGGUGCCAGUGUUAUUUCAAUCUGCGAAGCUGGAGAUCAAUUGCUUAUUGAAGAAACUGGGAAAGUUUUCAAGAAGGAGAAAGAAAUGAAAAAAGGAAUUGCUUUCCCCACAUGUGUUUCCGUGAAUAAUUGUAUAUGCCAUUUUUCACCUCUGAAGAGUGAGCCUGAUUAUAUAUUAGCUGAUGGAGAUAUGGUUAAAUUAGAUUUGGGUGCUCAUAUCGAUGGUUUUAUUGCUGUUGUUGCGCACACUAUUGUCGUCGGAGCCUCAAAGGACAAUAAAGUGACUGGAAGAAAAGCUGAUGUACUACAUGCUGCUUAUUAUGCAGCUGAAGCUGCUUUAAGGCUAGUGAAGCCUGGUGGUGAUAAUAAUUCUGUUACGGACACUAUUCAAAAAGUUGCUGAAUCGUAUAAGUGUAAACCAGUUGAAGGCAUGCUUUCACAUCAAUUAAAACAAUUUAGGAUAGAUGGCGAAAAAUCAAUUAUUCAAAACCCCACAGAAGCUCAAAGGAAAGAACAUGAAAAAUGUGAGUUUGAGUUACAUGAGGUCUAUGCUGUAGAUGUUCUUGUAAGCACAGGAGAAGGAAAGGGUCGAGAAAUGGAUACUAGGACGACUGUUUUUAAAAAAACUGAUGAAGUUUAUCAACUUAAAAUGAAAGCCUCUCGGGCUUUCUUUAGUGAGGUUGAAAAGAAAUUUGGAAAUAUGCCAUUCACUGUAAGAUCAUUUGAAGAUGAGAAAAAGGCAAGGAUGGGUGUUGUAGAGUGUGUAAAUCAUAAACUUGUGGAACCAUUUACUGUAUUAUAUGAAAAAGAUGCUGAAUAUGUUGCACAGUUUAAGUUCACGGUGUUACUUAUGCCUUCGGGAUCUCACAAAAUUACUUCUGGUCCAAUAGAUUUAGAUAUUUAUGAAACUACUCAUGAAGUAGAAGACGAUUCACUGAAAAUGCUUUUAAAUCGAUCGGUAGCUCCUAAGUCACAGAAAAAGAAGAAAAAGAAAGCUGAAAAAGCCGUCGCAAAUUCUGUUGAAAAGGAUGGGAAAGUGAAUGAUGUAAAACCUGCAGCUGUAGAUACUGUAAAAGUACAAGAAUGAAAAGGUGUGAACUGGGAAAGGGGUCGAGCUUGUUCAAGUUCCUGGAUUCAAGAGUGGCACCAACUUUCAUGACAUUGUUUAGCUUUGUACAAAAGCAAUUUGUAGCCAUACUUUUUGUAUCCAUUCUGAGACUAUGAAUGAGUUUUAAAUGCAUUUCAUAAUCCCAUGGAUGGUAUUUUUAUAUUGUUUUUAAAAAAAAAUGAAAGGUGUCAUCAAUAUUCAUACUUAUAGGCAGAGACUGUUUAAAAUUUUUUCCCCUUUUUGUAAUUAUUAUUUUUUUCUUUGUCAAACUAAGUGAUAAACCAACAGCAGUCUUAUAGUGAGAAUCAAAUCAUAUGUAGUUGGUGCCAAUUGUAUUUAGGAGCAAUGUUUGCAUGUAAUAAAUGAAAUCCCUUUUUUUUUU